UACGUAUCUAGGCGCGGCCGGCCCAUAACCGAUGGAGACAGACCAAAUCGAAUAGGUCUCUCGAAAAUCACUCCCUCCGUUUUGUAACAGAAAAUUUUCCCGGAAAAUUCCCGAUUUUCUAUAUUUCAGUUAGGGUUUUCAAACCCCACCCUUCACUACAGUUUUUUUCUACACCUCUUGUUAGUAGUUAGUAAUCAGAACUUCUCUCUUCUCCUUAGAAGCAAACAUAGAUCGAUCAAAGAGUCUGAAAUGAUGUUGAUUGUUGGUUUUACCUUCAUAGGGACGAUUUGAUGUCCGUCACAUAUGUAAAUUUAAUGUAUGGUUUUUAUGAUUUAUAUUUCAAUUCUGCGGUUUCUGGUUUUUAAUUUAGUAUGAAGUUAUAUAUUCUUGUUGAAGAUUAUGCCUAAGUCCAGUUGUUAGGAUGAAUUGUGUAAUUGAGAGGUAAUUAGGAAGUAGAUAGAUGUUUAUGAAGAGUAUUAUUGGGGAAAUCAAGGCAGAUAUAGGUUUAGAUAUGAAGUUUGGAUCGAGAUCGAGGUCUCGCCGUGUGGUUCAGGACAGUUCAGUGGCGGCGGCGGUUGUGGUUGCGACGACGGUGACACCGGUUGUGGAGAUUGAUGGGUUGAGGCAGAGUUGUUGGGCAAACAUGCCGCAGGAGCUAUUGAGGGAGGUGUUGAUGAGGAUAGAGGCGUCUGAAGAGAGUUGGCCGUUGAGGAAAAAUGUGGUUGCGUGCGCAGGUGUGUGCUCGAGUUGGAGGAAAAUAAUGAAAGAGGUUGUGAGGACGCCGGAGGUCUCUGGAAAAUUGACUUUUCCGAUAUCGAUUAAGCAGCCUGGUCCAAGAGAGUCUCUUGUCCAGUGUUUCAUAAAACGGAACCGAUCUACACAAACAUAUCGUCUUUACCUCGGUUUAACUCAAGCACUAGCUGAUGAUGGAAAAUUUCUUCUUGCUGCUCGCAAGUGUAGGCGCCCCACUCACACAGAUUACAUCAUCUCUAUGCAUGUGUGUGACUUGUCAAAAGGAAGCAGCAGCUACAUCGGAAAAUUGAGAUCAAAUUUUGUUGGAACCAAGUUUGUAAUACAUGAUGUGCAGCCACCCCAUGAGGGUGUCAAGAUGACUAAGAGUCGCUCCACUAGGCUAGUAGGCUCGAGACAAGUUUCCCCUUGGGUUCAUGCAAGCAAUUACCAAGUUGCUCACAUCUCAUAUGAGUUUAAUGUGUUGGGAUCCAGAAGCAGGGGUCCUAGGAGAAUGCAGUGUAGCAUGGAUGGCAUCCCAGCCUCUGCUAUUGAACCUGGAGGAAUGGCCCCCACACAGACUGAGUUCCCCAUUAGCAAGCUUGAUUCCUGUCCAUCACUACCAUUUUUCAGAUCAAAAUCAACACGCAUGGAUAAUUUCCUAACUGGACCUUUGGCUGGUGAGAGAGAUGCACUGGUUUUGAAAAAUAAGUCUCCUAGAUGGCAUGAACAGCUCCAAUGCUGGUGUUUGAACUUUCAUGGGCGGGUAACAGUUGCUUCAGUAAAAAACUUUCAGUUGGUGGCUUCCCCAGAGAAUGGACAGGCUGGGCCAGAACAUGAGAAAGUCAUACUCCAGUUUGGGAAAGUAGGGAAGGAUGUGUUUACCAUGGAUUACCGAUACCCUAUAUCGGCAUUCCAGGCAUUUGCAAUCUGCCUUAGCAGCUUUGAUACCAAGAUUGCUUGUGAAUGACAUGGACUAACAGCUGUCUAGAUUUCGUGUUGCUGGACCUCAAGAUAUUUUCCAAGUUGUGAAAGGUUACACUGAGAAGGUAAUAAAACGUUCAGCAAAAUCAUUCCACUGUUGGGCAUGUUAUGUUGAUCAAUGCAUAGAAGAUGCUGUGUGUCAAGAGGUUUUCACCUUUGGCUUUCAUCUUGAUAGCUUUUGUCCCUCUUGAGAUGCAGGGAAAGGACUGGAAUGCAUGAAACUUUGGCAGUAUUGAAGUUUUAUUAUUUAUGUUUGCUUUGUAUUUUUACUUUUGUUUCUGUACAUAACAACAACUAUUUCUAUAAUAAUCUUGUCCUACCUUGUGGAUUGUUCCUAUAUAAAAUUUGUCCCUACUCUUA
Molecule: messenger RNA, 2073 nt
Organism: Cornus florida
Lineage: Eukaryota; Viridiplantae; Streptophyta; Magnoliopsida; Cornales; Cornaceae
Product: tubby-like F-box protein 3
Exons: 6
Coding region: 461-1699 (412 amino acids)
Source: RefSeq, a predicted model, not a curated record